AUGGAGCGUCCGGUGAGAGUAAAGACUUGGGUGGAAGAAAACCGGGCCUCCUUCCUGCCCCCAGUCUGCAACAAGCUCCUGCACCAGCAGCAGCUCAAAGUCAUGUUUGUCGGGGGCCCCAACAUCCGAAAGGACUAUCACAUUGAGGAGGGUGAGGAGGUGUUUUACCAGUUGGAAGGCAACAUGGUUCUCCGAGUCAUAGAGCAAGGCAAACACCGAGACGUGGUCAUUCGACAGGGAGAGAUAUUUCUUCUGCCUGCGGGAGUCCCCCACUCACCACAGAGGUUUGCCAACACUGUGGGGCUGGUGAUUGAGCGGAGGCGGCUGCCAACUGAGCUAGAUGGGCUCAGAUACUACGUGGGAGACACCAUGGAUGUCCUGUUUGAGAAGUGGUUCUACUGCAAGGACCUUGGCACACAGUUGGCUCCCAUUAUUCAGGAGUUCUUCAGCUCUGAGCAGUACAGAACAGGAAAGCCCAUCCCUGACCAACUGCUCAAGGAGCCACCAUUCCCCCUGAGCACACGGCCUGUCAUGGAGCCCAUAUCCCUGGAGGCUUGGUUGGAUGGCCACCGCCGGGAGCUGCAGUCCAGCACACCUCUCAGCCUGUUCGGGGACACAUAUGAGACCCAGGUGGUCGCUUACGGACAAGGCAGCAGCAAAGGCCUGAGACAGGAUGUGGACGUGUGGCUGUGGCAGCUGGAGGGCUCUUCUGUGGUGAUGAUGGGAGGACAGCACCUAACCAUGACCCCUGAUGAUAGCCUCCUGGUGCCAGCUGAGACUUCGUAUGCAUGGGAGCGAGCACAAGGCUCUGUGGGCCUAUCUGUGACCCAGGAUCCCACCCACAAGAAGACCCUGGGGUAA
Orycteropus afer afer is the source of this 861-nucleotide messenger RNA. RefSeq names its product 3-hydroxyanthranilate 3,4-dioxygenase (gene HAAO). The transcript has 10 exons. Gene Ontology annotation, biological process: 'de novo' NAD+ biosynthetic process from L-tryptophan; quinolinate metabolic process. Bases 1 to 861 code for a protein of 286 amino acids. Gene Ontology annotation, molecular function: iron ion binding; 3-hydroxyanthranilate 3,4-dioxygenase activity. Gene Ontology annotation, cellular component: cytoplasm. Lineage: Eukaryota; Metazoa; Chordata; Mammalia; Tubulidentata; Orycteropodidae. The record is from RefSeq and is a predicted model, not a curated record.